AUGCCCCUGACGCGCAGUACAAGUCAAACCAAAGAGGUCUUAAGCAGAGAAUGGCGUCGGAUAUCUUUCCCUAAAGUUAUACUGGUUCUCCAGUUACAGGAUGAUUAUCCUAGUCUGAGAUAUGCGAAUGAUGAUUCUUCCUACAAGACGGCCACACCCGCACACCCUGCACAGCCACCAAAACAUGAUUACCAACAAGGCCCAAAAGUUCAACAAGCCCGUCUGGACGGGACUUUGCUUGAUUCGAUUCCUCCGUUACUACAGGAAGUUUUCGGUCCAAUCCCAAUGCUGAUCUUCAAUAAUGAAGUUACAAAUGCCAGGAGUUCAGUACAAGAACCGUCUCAAAUAUGUCUGGGUGUUUUGGGAGUAGAGGCCCUGUCUAGCUUUUUACUUUAA
Molecule: messenger RNA, 396 nt
Organism: Aspergillus nidulans FGSC A4
Lineage: Eukaryota; Fungi; Ascomycota; Eurotiomycetes; Eurotiales; Aspergillaceae
Exons: 3
Coding region: 1-396 (131 amino acids)
Source: RefSeq, a predicted model, not a curated record